AUGUCGACUUCACCUCUACAACCGCCAUUCGCGACGGCCUUGGUGGCAGGCGGACUCGCCGGCACGACCGUCGAUCUGUCGCUGUUCCCGCUCGACACGCUCAAAACCCGACUCCAAUCCGAGGCAGGCUUCUUUGCCUCCGGCGGCUUCCGAGGCAUCUACCGUGGCGUGGGCUCCGCGGUUGUGGGCUCGGCACCAGGUGCCGCCUUCUUCUUCUGCACGUACGAGGGCGUCAAGAGUUUCCUGGCCGCGCGACGGCAGGAGGGGCAGCUGCUCGUGGCAGGCGAGGACCUAGUACACGGCCAAAAUGCCCGCAGCAGCUGGAAGGAGGCUCGCGACCACAUGGCGGCGGCCAGUCUGGGCGAGGUGGCCGCCUGCGCCGUCCGAGUCCCGACCGAGGUCGUCAAGCAGCGCGCGCAGGCAGGGCUGCACGGCGGAUCGAGUGCGGCGGCCCUGGGGGCGAUACUGGGGCAGUACAAGAACGUCGGGUUCGGCGGGGUUUGGAGGGAGCUGUAUAGAGGGUGGGGGAUCACGGUCAUGCGCGAGGUGCCCUUCACAGUCAUCCAGUUUCCGCUCUGGGAAGCGCUGAAGGCAUGGGGAAGGAGGCGGAACGGGACCGGCUCGGAGGUCAGCGCAGCAGAGAGCGCCCUGUACGGGAGCAUAUCGGGUGCCGUUGCCGCUGGCAUCACGACCCCCUUGGAUGUGUUGAAGACGAGGAUCAUGUUGUCGAAGGAGAGGGAAAGGGUGCUGCCUCUCCUGCGGAACAUCUUGAAGACACAUGGCGUCGGUGCCUUUUUCGCCGGCAUAGGACCAAGAGUCGGAUGGAUCAGUGCUGGCGGCGCUAUCUUUCUGGGAAGUUACCAGUGGGCGGUCAACGCCCUGCAGCUCAAGGCGCUGUGA
Molecule: messenger RNA, 900 nt
Organism: Neoarthrinium moseri
Lineage: Eukaryota; Fungi; Ascomycota; Sordariomycetes; Amphisphaeriales; Apiosporaceae
Exons: 1
Coding region: 1-900 (299 amino acids)
Biological process (GO): transmembrane transport
Cellular component (GO): mitochondrial inner membrane
Molecular function (GO): S-adenosyl-L-methionine transmembrane transporter activity
Source: RefSeq, a predicted model, not a curated record